Molecule: messenger RNA, 1301 nt
Organism: Cyprinodon tularosa
Lineage: Eukaryota; Metazoa; Chordata; Actinopteri; Cyprinodontiformes; Cyprinodontidae
Gene: flvcr1
Product: FLVCR heme transporter 1
Exons: 5
Coding region: 231-1301 (356 amino acids)
Biological process (GO): mitochondrial transport; heme export; erythrocyte differentiation
Cellular component (GO): mitochondrion; membrane
Molecular function (GO): heme binding; heme transmembrane transporter activity
Source: RefSeq, a predicted model, not a curated record
CAGCUGGAGGUCGUUGUUAUCAGGAUCUGCUUUCUGCAGCAGAUGAGCGGCUCUGGCUGCUGCUCUGCUAUUGGCUCCUCAGCAUCGGAAGGCUGAGUCAGCUGGGCGGAGGACGGCAGCAUGCGGCUCAGGAACCCAGCCGGAGCAGAACCGGAGUGAAACCGGAGCAGAACCCCGAUGAGGAGAUUGGCCGAUAACCUGUCGGCGCCUCACAGGAAGCGCUGAGCGUCAUGGUGGCCGGGGAGCUCGUGCAGGAGCACGUGCGCGCGGACACCGGCGCACCUGACGACAUCAUAGCGGAAAAGAAGAGCCCCCAGCCGCAGGGCGCGCGGCCGGCAGCCGAUCCCUGCCCGGAUCCGGACCCGGAACCCGGGGCGCAGGAGGGGCCGCCGGAUGAAAGAGCCGCGAUGCUUCCGAGCGCCGGAGGAGGAAGAGGAGAGGAGGAGGAGGAUGAAGGCAGGGCGCUGCAGACCAGGCUGUACCGGCGGCGCUUCGCGGUGCUGAUGGUGUUCAGCCUUUACUCCCUGAUGAACGCCUUCCAGUGGAUCCAUUACAGCAUCAUCGCCAACGUCUUCACGCGCUACUACAACGUCACCAACGACAGGGUGGACUGGCUGUCCAUCGUCUACAUGGUGGCCUACAUCCCGCUCAUCUUCCCGGCCACCUGGCUGCUGGAGCGCAGAGGUCUGCGGCUCACCGGGCUGCUGGGCUCCGGCCUCAACUGCGCAGGCGCCUGGCUGAAGUGCGCGAGCGUCAGUCCGACGCGCUUCUGGGUCACCGUCACCGCGCAGGUCAUCUGCUCCGUGGCGCAGGUCUUCAUCCUCGGCCUGCCGUCCCGCAUCGCCUCGGUGUGGUUCGGACCGCGGGAGGUGUCCACGGCGUGCGCCACGGCGGUGCUGGGGAACCAGCUGGGCACGGCCAUCGGCUUCCUCCUGCCGCCGGUUCUGGUUCCCACCACUCCUGAUGAUCCAGAACUAACAGGUCACCACAUCAGCAUCAUGUUCUAUGGAACAGCUGCCGUCUCCACGGGCCUCUUCAUCCUCGCCCUUCUAGUGAUAAAAGACAGACCUCCUCUCCCUCCCAGCCAGGCCCAGGCCGUCCUCCCAGGCUCCCUGCUGGACACAUACUCCUACAAACGCUCCAUCAUCAACCUGAUAAAGAACAAGGCCUUUGUUCUGCUGCUGGUCAGCUACGGAAUCCUGACCGGCUCCUUCUACUCCGUCUCCACGCUGCUCAACCAGAUGAUCAUGUCCUACUAUCAGGUAGAGCAAAAUAAACCAACACAUUUUAAACACAUUUAG